GUUAAUGGAUUGCACUAUUCUUUUGUUUUAGAUGCUCGAAUUAGAUUCGCGUAGAAAUGAUUAAAUUUCAUUACUGUUCGACAAACCAUAGCAUACAGACUUCUUACAGUGAGGGAUGUGCUUCUUCGUGUGACAGUACAAAGCACAGUCUCAAAGGUGAACUUAGCCUUCGUACAAAAAGUAAAGUUUCAUUUAUUUCAUGAGGACUAAAUCGUACGUAAAAAUUACUAAAAAUUACGUUGUCCUAAUUCAGGUGUUUAAAAUGUUUAAUCUACCGCAGAAACUUGAACAAAGAACAAAUCAAAAACUUAAAUCAUCGUCGUCAUAUUUCGGGAGUUACACAUCUUUAAUAAGUCCCAGUGCCGCCUUCAACCGUUUAAUGGGAUUUUUACCAUACAAACUCGAAUCAUCGAAAUUUGUAUAUUCGAAAUCAUACUUUGUUUUCUCUACAAUUUCCAUCAUUAUUUACUUGAUCUUCGUAGUUCUUUCUCUGUACCAAACCAACUUUUCUUCUAUGAAAUUUAUAGAACUUGUACAUAAAUUGCAAUUUGCUCUGAUAUUUCUUUGUGGGCCUGUGAUUUUCAUCUCGGCUUAUACCAAAAAUCGAUCAAUGAUCCGAGCGAUCAAUGGCAUCUCGAACGUUUCUCGUAUACUGUCUUCAGAAACUUGCCAUAAAGUGGUUAAAAAGAUUCUUAUAAAAGAUAUCUUAAUUCUGUUACCACUAAUGUGCAGCAUUCCAUACAACUUAUUCUACGUACCUUAUAUUUUUUGUUACACUUUUUGGUAUACUUUCAUCGGUACUAUAGCAUUAACUAGCUUGUACACGAACAACGUAUACGUGCUAAAUGCCUGUUUUAAAUACAUAAACGAUUCUUUAGUGCAAGUGAAGGAAAUUCUAGUCAAUGAUGAGCCUCAUCUACUCAGAAGAGUCUAUCAUAUGCAGAAGAAUCCUAUAUUGUUGACGAAGUUGAGAACUCUUAAAAAGCAACAUCUAGAGAUGAGCGAAGUCGUUGAGCUACUGAAUAACACGUGUAGCAUACAGAUCGAAGCCAUAUUAAUAAUAAUGUUCAUCUUCAUUAUAUUCACUAUGUACAAUUAUUUAUCCAUUUUCGAUCGUUGA
Molecule: messenger RNA, 1120 nt
Organism: Bombus impatiens (common eastern bumble bee)
Lineage: Eukaryota; Metazoa; Arthropoda; Insecta; Hymenoptera; Apidae
Exons: 2
Coding region: 200-1120 (306 amino acids)
Biological process (GO): sensory perception of taste
Cellular component (GO): membrane
Source: RefSeq, a predicted model, not a curated record